Entelurus aequoreus (snake pipefish) is the source of this 1273-nucleotide messenger RNA. It is a transcript of the gene iscua, whose product is annotated as iron-sulfur cluster assembly enzyme a. Gene Ontology annotation, cellular component: mitochondrial matrix; cytoplasm. The transcript is spliced from 5 exons. Lineage: Eukaryota; Metazoa; Chordata; Actinopteri; Syngnathiformes; Syngnathidae. Gene Ontology annotation, molecular function: 2 iron, 2 sulfur cluster binding; ferrous iron binding. Gene Ontology annotation, biological process: intracellular iron ion homeostasis; iron-sulfur cluster assembly. The record is from RefSeq and is a predicted model, not a curated record. Bases 560 to 1036 code for a protein of 158 amino acids.
CUCGUUAGCAUCACGUCACGACAACAGGAACUCCGCCAUAUUUAAGUCAUUAAAGUUACUUUAAGCAACAAUUCCUCGCUGGUAUAUUGCGAGUUCCGUUGGCAUUGCCGUUCCCAUUCGUGCAGCUUCUUCUGCGUUCUUGUCAGCGACUGUUUCACACUCAUUCAUUAGUGUUAGCUUCUCGGCUACGCGAGUAAUAAAGAACUACCUGCUCCUCUAGUCGUUGUAUUUCCGCUUCGUUUUCCUUCUCGUCCUCUGACGUGUCGUCCUCUUCGUCAUCUGAAAUUUCUACCCCCAUGCCCUCCUCGUCGUCGCUCUCCGAGUCCAUUUCUCGCUCCUCCAUCCCCGCGUCGUCCUCCUCCAUGUCUUGCGAGUGCGUAUGCUCUGCGUUGCUUGACGCCGCCAUGUUGGAAAGGCGCUCUGCCUGGUAACAAGCACUAAACAGACGACACUGCGAUAGCGGACGUUGACCGCCGGGGGGCGCGCUUGAUCCUUGUUCUUGACAACAAAACACUCGGCUCAAAUCGGACAUUUCCGUCGGUUGUCGGAUUUUAAAAAGAUGGCGAUGGCUCUUCGAAAGUCCUCGUCGUUGUUGUUGCUCAAUAGAAGGUUGUUGCUGAAUUCCUUAUGUUCAUACCACAAAAAGGUUGUGGACCACUACGAAAACCCAAGAAAUGUGGGCUCUUUAGAUAAAAACGCCAAAAAUGUGGGGACUGGUUUGGUGGGUGCACCAGCCUGCGGAGACGUCAUGAAACUUCAGAUUGAGGUGGAUGAGAAAGGUAAGAUUGUGGAUGCCAAGUUCAAGACGUUUGGCUGCGGAUCAGCCAUUGCUUCCAGCUCUUUAGCAACCGAGUGGGUUAAAGGGAAGUCGGUCGAUGAAGCUUUGAGGAUCAAGAACACAGACAUUGCCAAAGAACUCUCACUUCCGCCUGUGAAACUUCACUGUUCCAUGCUGGCAGAAGACGCCAUCAGAGCGGCUCUGUCGGACUACAGAAUCAAACAAGACAAGGAGAAGAGUGCCGACGUCAGCAGUUAAUUUGUCACCAUUAACCAUCCAUGAAAGGCUGGGGUUGGGGGUUCCUCAGGGAUGUCAGAAGUAAUUAUGUCAUCACAGGAUUGUACAGGAAGAUUCAGCUCAAAUAGUAAAAAAAAAAAAAUUACUAAUUUCUUUUUUUGGCAAUAAUUUUAACAAAUACAUAUUUGUGUUUAUGAUGCUACUAUUAUUCCCAUAUCUACCAAAUAAAUGAAUAGAAAAAUACUAGUGUUCAUUGUU